CGGAAUUUUGUAUUUAGAAGAUGAUAUUGAAACUUAAGCUUGAGUUAGGGUUAGGGUUUAUAAUUAUAGUUUUGGCACCAAUUCUUGUUGGAUUAGUAGUAAUGGAUUCCAAGAACAUUAGAUUCUCUCGGGUGUUAUCAAUUAUAUUAAUAUCAAUGGGGUUUUGUGGCUUGUUUGGCAGUUUACUGCACUUUAUGCUUCCAAAAAAGCGACCUGUUGAAGGACAAGACCUAGAACAAGAAGAAGAAAAAGAAGACGCGAACAAAAACAAUACGAUUACUAAUAUUGCUUCUUCCUCUACCAAGAAGCAUCGGAUCGAUUCUUGUUUUGUAGAAUCAACGACCCCAAUUAGUUCGAACAGCAACGGUAAAGCUAACAUCAACAACGGUGGUGGUAGUAGCAGUACCACUAAUAGUGUGAUUAUGGCACCUGGUGAUGUGCAUCAGAAUGAUAUUGAUGAGGAUCUGCACAGUCGACAGCUUGCUGUAUACGGACGUGAGACUAUGCGUCGGCUUUUUGCGUCAAAUGUUCUUGUCGCUGGCAUGCAGGGCCUUGGUGCUGAGAUUGCUAAAAAUCUCAUUCUUGCUGGCGUCAAGUCUGUGACAUUGCAUGAUGAAGGGGCAGUGGAGCUGUGGGAUUUAUCUAGUAAUUUCACUUUUUCUGAGAAUGAUGUUGGCAAGAACAGGGCUUUAGCUUCUCUUCAGAAGUUGCAGGAACUCAAUAAUGCAGUGGUUGUUUCUACUUUAACUACAGAAUUGACAAAAGAAAAACUUUCUGAUUUCCAGGCUGUUGUCUUUACUGAUAUCAAUCUUGAGAAAGCAUAUGAGUUUAAUGACUACUGCCAUAGUCAUCAGCCUCCUAUCUCUUUCAUUAAGGCUGAAGUUAGAGGACUUUUUGGUUCUGUGUUUUGCGACUUUGGACCUGAAUUCACAGUUUUUGAUGUUGAUGGAGAGGAACCGCACACGGGUAUAGUUGCAUCUAUUAGUAAUGAUAAUCCUGCUCUAGUGUCAUGUGUGGAUGAUGAGAGGCUUGAAUUUCAAGAUGGGGAUCUGGUUGUGUUCUCUGAAAUUCAUGGAAUGACAGAGCUCAAUGAUGGAAAGCCAAGGAAAAUAAAAAAUGCUAGGCCAUAUUCAUUUACUCUUGAUGAGGACACCACAAACUUUGGUACAUAUGAGAAGGGUGGUAUUGUUACACAGGUGAAACCACCUAAAGUCUUGAACUUUAAGCCAUUGCGGGAAGCACUUAAAAAUCCUGGUGAUUUUCUUUUGAGUGAUUUUUCCAAGUUUGAUCGGCCACCUCUUCUACACCUUGCAUUUCAAGCUCUGGAUAAGUUUUUGUCCGAGUCAGGUCGCUUCCCUGUUGCUGGUUCAGAAGAAGAUGCUCAGAAGCUUAUAUCUUUGGCCAUUAACAUCAAUCAAAGCUUGGGAGAUGGAAGGGUAAAAGACAUUAAUCCAAAACUUCUUCAGCAGUUUGCCUUUGGAGCCAGGGCUGUACUAAAUCCGAUGGCUGCUAUGUUUGGUGGUAUUGUGGGACAAGAAGUUGUCAAAGCAUGUUCUGGGAAGUUUCAUCCUCUCUUUCAGUUUUUCUAUUUUGACUCGGUGGAGUCCCUUCCCACAGAGGAUCUGUAUCCCUGCGAUUUCCAGCCGUUAAAUAGUCGUUAUGAUGCACAGAUUUCAGUUUUUGGAUCUAAGCUCCAGAAGAAACUAGAGGAUGCUAAUGUGUUUAUAGUAGGAUCUGGUGCAUUGGGUUGUGAAUUCUUAAAGAAUGUAGCCUUAAUGGGUGUUUCAUGUGGUAAACAAGGAAAGCUGACAAUAACAGAUGAUGAUGUAAUUGAGAAGAGUAAUCUAAGUAGGCAGUUUCUCUUCCGGGAUUGGAACAUUGGGCAGGCCAAAUCGACGGUUGCUGCUUCUGCUGCUUCAUCAAUAAAUCCUUCUAUCAAUAUAGAAGCAUUGCAAAACCGUGUCAGCCCUGAAACUGAGAAUGUCUUUGAUGAUGUAUUCUGGGAGAACUUAACUGUUGUUAUAAAUGCUUUAGACAAUGUCAAUGCAAGAUUAUAUGUUGAUCAAAGGUGCUUAUACUUCCAGAAGCCACUUCUUGAGUCUGGAACCCUGGGCGCCAAAUGCAACACCCAGAUGGUCAUUCCUCACCUGACUGAAAACUAUGGUGCUUCUAGAGAUCCACCUGAGAAGCAAGCACCCAUGUGCACUGUCCAUUCGUUCCCACACAAUAUUGACCACUGCUUGACUUGGGCUCGAUCUGAGUUUGAGGGUUUGCUUGAGAAAACUCCAGCAGAAGUGAAUGCCUAUCUAUCUAACCCAGUUGAAUAUACUGCUAGUAUGGCCAAUUCUGGUGACGCUCAGGCAAGGGAUACCUUAGAACAUGUUGUUGAGUUGCUUGACAAGGAAAAAUGCGAGACAUUCCAGGAUUGCAUUACAUGGGCUCGUUUAAAGUUUGAAGAUUAUUUUGCUAAUCGUGUAAAGCAGUUGAUUUAUACAUUUCCUGAAGAUGCCAGGACAAAUACUGGGGCGCCUUUCUGGUCAGCCCCAAAGCGCUUUCCUCAUCCGCUUGAGUUCUCAACUUCUGAUCCUGGUCACCUCCAUUUUGUCAUGGCAGUAUCUAUACUAAGAGCAGAGGUUUUUGGCAUUCCAGUUCCUGACUGGGUCAAGAAUCCUAAGAUGUUUGCUGAGGCUGUUGAGAAGGUUAUAAUACCAGACUUUGAGCCAAAGAAAGACGCCAAAAUUGUAACGGACGAGAAAGCUACCAGUCUCUCUACUGCAUCUGCAGAUGAUGGAGCAAUUAUCCAUGAGCUAAUCAUGAAAUUAGAGCACUGCAGGAGGCAUCUGCCACCAGGAUACAGGAUGAAGCCGAUUCAGUUUGAGAAGGAUGACGAUACAAACUUUCAUAUGGAUAUGAUUGCUGGGCUUGCCAACAUGAGAGCAAGAAACUACAGCAUUCCUGAAGUUGAUAAGCUGAAAGCCAAGUUUAUUGCAGGAAGGAUCAUCCCUGCCAUUGCGACAUCGACAGCUAUGGCAACGGGUCUUGUGUGCUUGGAGCUGUAUAAAGUUCUUGGUGGGGGACACAAAGUGGAAGAUUACCGAAAUACCUUUGCCAACUUAGCAUUACCUUUGUUCUCCAUGGCUGAGCCAGUCCCACCAAAGGUUAUCAAGCAUCGAGACAUGAGCUGGACUGUUUGGGACAGGUGGGUCCUAAAAGGCAAUCCUACUUUAAGGGAACUCAUUGAAUGGCUCCAGGAUAAAGGGCUGAAUGCCUAUAGCAUCUCAUGCGGUAGUUGCCUGCUCUUUAAUAGCAUGUUUCCUAAACACAGAGAAAGAAUGGAUAGGAAAAUGGUGGAUCUAGUUAGGGAAGUGGCAAAACUAGAACUGCCUCCAUAUCGUCAGCAUUUCGAUGUUGUUGUGGCUUGUGAAGAUGAUGAGGACAACGACGUCGACAUUCCUACUGUAUCGAUUUACUUCCAUUGAGUUGUAUGCCUCAUUUGCCAGCCUGGUCGGUCACUGGGGCCUGCAAUGACUGCGACUGACUGUUCUCUUCCAUCAGAUGGUACUGUCUUACCAUCUCAAUGUUGUAUCUUGAGUACAAAAUAGUAACAUUUUUCAAAGUUUCAGAUACCCAUAUAUACAUGAAGUUCCAAAAUUCGAAUAAUUGAGCAUAUGGUGUCCCCAUUUGUUAACUGCACACAUGCUUGUAUUAUCCAUAGUUUGUACCCCCAUGACAUUUGGUGUAUUUUAAGUCUUGUAUCCUGUUCUUGGUUUAGUCAGGCCUAUAAUAUGUAAUACCGUUGGGGCCUUUUGUCCCCUUCAUUCCAA
Ricinus communis (castor bean) is the source of this 3824-nucleotide messenger RNA. RefSeq names its product ubiquitin-activating enzyme E1 1. The coding region runs from base 21 to 3479 and encodes 1152 amino acids. Gene Ontology annotation, molecular function: ubiquitin activating enzyme activity. Gene Ontology annotation, cellular component: cytoplasm; nucleus. The record is from RefSeq and is a predicted model, not a curated record. Lineage: Eukaryota; Viridiplantae; Streptophyta; Magnoliopsida; Malpighiales; Euphorbiaceae. Gene Ontology annotation, biological process: protein ubiquitination; DNA damage response; ubiquitin-dependent protein catabolic process. The transcript is spliced from 6 exons.